Daucus carota subsp. sativus is the source of this 2838-nucleotide messenger RNA. RefSeq lists its product as uncharacterized. Lineage: Eukaryota; Viridiplantae; Streptophyta; Magnoliopsida; Apiales; Apiaceae. Bases 114 to 2510 code for a protein of 798 amino acids. The transcript has 21 exons. Gene Ontology annotation, biological process: ribosome biogenesis; endonucleolytic cleavage of tricistronic rRNA transcript (SSU-rRNA, 5.8S rRNA, LSU-rRNA); maturation of SSU-rRNA from tricistronic rRNA transcript (SSU-rRNA, 5.8S rRNA, LSU-rRNA). The record is from RefSeq and is a predicted model, not a curated record. Gene Ontology annotation, cellular component: preribosome, small subunit precursor; nucleus. Gene Ontology annotation, molecular function: U3 snoRNA binding; GTP binding; GTPase activity.
GGGCCGUAAAGAAAAUGAAUUUAUUAUAGGACUCGUUACAUAAACGCCGCCGCGCAAUUUCGACAAGCAGCUGAAUUAGGGUUUCCCAUCAUUCAUCCACUGGCGACUUAACAAUGGCGGGGGGUUCUCGAGCUCAACUUAACAAGCCACACAAGACUCGUUUCGCUUCCAAAGCCACUCGCAAUGUUCACAGAACUUCUCUCAAAGAUAAGAAGAUUUCCAAGCCCGACCGGAAUGUCAAUAAAGGAGCCAGGGCUGCUAGACUUCAGCGUAACAAAAUGGUGAGGGAGCAGAAACGCGCUGCUGUGUUGAAGGAGAAGCGUGCUGGUAGUGGUUCCACUAGUCCUCCUCGUGUUGUUGUUCUGUUCGGUCUUUCAGCUUCAGCAAAUCUCGACUCACUUGCCGAGGAUUUUGUGCAUUUGCUAUCGAAUGGUAAAACCGGAACAGACUUGACAGUUUCCUCUUCCGAGUACAAGUUGAGAACAACGGUAUUGAGAGCACCUCAUGGCGAUUUAUUAGCAUGCAUGGAAAUGGCCAAGGUAGCUGAUCUGAUUGCCUUUGUGGCUUCUGCGCACUCUUCCCCUGAAGUAGAAAGUUCUAGUUAUUACAUUGAUUCAUUUGGAGCCCAAUGCCUCUCUGUGUUUAGAGCCCUGGGUCUCCCAAGCACUGUUGUUUUGAUUCGGGGUCUACCUACUGAGCUCAAAAAAAGAAAUGAACUAAAGAAAAUAUGUGCUUCUACCCUUGCUUCUGAGUUUCCCGAGGAUUGCAAGUUUUAUCCGGCAGAUACAAAGGAUGAUUUGCACAAGUUCAUGUGGCUAUUUAAGGAACAAAGACUAUCACCUCCUCACUGGCGCAACCAGCGUCCGUAUCUUAUGGCACAAAAGGUUGAUUGCAUAGCUACGGAUUCUGAUGCCGAGAAAUGCACUCUUCUCCUGACUGGUUAUCUGCGUGCCCGUAGUCUCUCUGUUAAUCAGCUGGUUCAUAUAUCAGGUGCCGGGGAUUAUCAGUUGUGCAAAGUUGACUUUCUUCAGGAUCCAUGUCCUCUAAAUUUGAGAAAAGAGGCAGAUAUUAUGGAUUCUUAUGAAUUGCAUAGUGUUCAGGUUAUUAGCUCCUUGGUCCCUGAUCCUAUGAAACAAGAGCCUUUACUGGUUGAAAAUCUCCCUGACCCACUGGCAGGAGAACAGACAUGGCCAACAGAGGCAGAAAUGGCUGAAGCUGAUAAAAUUCACAUGGAGAGGAAGUUGAAGAAAAGAACUCUUCCUCGAGGAACUUCUGAAUAUCAGGCUGCAUGGAUCAUCGAUGACUCAGAUGUAGACAAUUCAGAUGUCGAUAAUUCAAACAGCGAUGUUGACGCAGAUGAUGAUAUGGUGCUCGAUGAAGGAAAUAAGAGUAUUCAUGGCCAAGAUAUGCUUGAAACUUUUGAUGAUGAUGACAACAAGACUUUUGUUUCACUCAAUGACAGAGAAUCUGAUCAAGAAUCAGAAGUUGAUUCUGUAAUGAUGGAAGGUGAAAUGACAAAGGAGCAAAUAGAGGAAGAGAUUCGUAGAAUUAAGGAAGCUCAUGCUGAAGACGAAGAAUAUCCGGAUGAAGUGGAUACCCCCUUAGAUGUUCCUGCUCGAAAGCGAUUUGCCAAGUACAGGGGUCUGAAGUCUUUCAGGACCUCCUCAUGGGAUCCAAAGGAAUCUUUACCACCAGAAUAUGCUAGGAUUUUCACAUUUGAUAAUUUUACAAGAACUCAAAAACACGUCCUUGCUAAAGCUCUGGAGAAAGAAGACGGUGACAAGGAUGAAUGUAUACCUGCAAGCUCUUAUGUCAGAUUGCACAUUAAAGAAGUUCCAUUCAGCGUUGCUUCCAAAUUGUGUGACCGUUCUAAGGUCUCCCCUGUAAUAGCAUGUGGCCUUCUGCAACAUGAGUCCAAAAUUUCUGUUCUUCAUUUCAGCAUAAAGAAGCAUGAGACUUACAGUGCCCCAAUCAAGGCCAAAGAAGAACUAAUAUUUCAUGUUGGUUUUCGCCAGUUUGUCACCAGGCCCAUCUUUUCUUCCGACAGUAUUAAUUCGGACAAGAGCAAGAUGGAAAGAUUUCUUCAUGCAGGGCGGUUUUCCAUAGCUUCGAUAUAUGCUCCAAUUUCUUUUCCUCCUCUUCCUCUAGUGGUCCUUAAAGGUGGAGACGUGGCUGCUCCUGCUGUGGCUGCUGUUGGUUCAUUGCGAAGUAUUGACCCAGAUCGGAUCAUUCUCAAGAAGAUUAUUCUAACAGGCUAUCCGCAACGGGUUUCUAAAAAGAAAGCCUCAGUUAGAUACAUGUUUCACAAUCCUGAGGAUGUUAGAUGGUUUAAGCCUGUGGAAGUGUGGACUAAAUGUGGUCACCGGGGUCGUAUUAAGGAGCCUGUUGGUACACAUGGAGCAAUGAAGUGUCUAUUGAAUGGGGUCCUGCAGCAGAGUGAUACAGUGUGUAUGAAUUUGUUUAAACGAACAUAUCCCAAGUGGCCACAACAUUGGUUCCCUAUCCAUUGAGCUUUGGUCGGACGAUCGCCAUUGUCAAAUGUGUGGUUACUGAUGGAAUGAAGCUUUGGUUCAGAUAUACUACUCAAGGGUUGUGUUAGUCUCCAACCUCAUAUAUAUAUAUAUAUAUAGCUCCCAGCGUCCAUGGGAGUAGAAAUUUUGGAGCUGCUUGGCAAGAAACAAGAGGAACAGGAAAAAUGAUAGGUUUUCAACUUACUGUUAAAUUAUAACCUUUGUGCGUGUAAUUUUUCAGUUGGUUUUCUUUUCUUUUUUUCCAGAAUCAUUGUUUUUUAGUGUUUGAUUUUUUACUUGAUGAUCUAAUGAAAGAUGCAUUGCACAA